UUUAGCAAAUGCUUCGUAAACAAAACACAAACGUCUUUCACGAAUGUUUUUCUCUUUUAUAAUUCUUCCUUCACUAUGUCUCUUCCCAUAAUUGACUUUGAGAGUUCCAGAGAAAAGGAGAAGAAAAGGCAACAGGAGAGAGAAGCGAGAAAUUAUAUUCUUGAGAAGGCCAAGAAUGAGUAUGAGGUCAGGAAAGCGAGGGAGGAGGUAGCCCGCCAGAGAGGGGAGCACAUGUGGAUGCUCUCAUCUGUGGAGGCGAACCUUGAUAGUUCCAAGAAGAAAAAGAAGAAAAAGGAGAAGAAGAAGAAGAAGAAAAAGAAAGAGAAGAAAUCCAAGAAGAGCAAGAAACAUGACUCAUCGUCCUCAAGCAGUAGCAGUGAAGAUGAAGAAGGCGCAUGGGUUGAAAAAUCAAAUCCCUCGGCUUCAUUUACCCCGUCAGUUAAGGAAACCACAGAACAGGAAUCGUCCGCAUCUCAGGGCAGGAGGGAUGGCUGGAUGGAGAUGACAUCGUUGUUUGGGACUUUCACCCGUGAUGAGAUGAGGGAGAGAGAGGGAACCUGUCGAAAGAAGGCCAAAGAAGAGGAAGAGGCAAGGAAGAGAGAAGCAAAUAAGCCUGGUUCACAUGCUCGAGAGCUGAACCCAUACUUCAAGAACGGUGGGACAGGUUUGCCUGAAGAAGAGCCGCAGCAAAAGGCUUCUGUUGGACUGGAUGCCGCUUGGCUGCGCAGAGCUCUCCAGCGCGCAAAGGAGCAAGCAGAGAAGGAAAAAAAGUCUUUGGAGGAGGUUGCAGCUCAGAGAUGGGGUUCCCUUGCCAAAUUCCAUGAGCUCUUAGCAGAAGCAGAAGGGCGAGGGAGGAGUCGCCAGGAGGAGCCAUGGCAACAGGGAAGACGGAAUCGAGACAGGAGUUUGAGCAGAGAAAGGAGGAGAGACAGACUGGAUGACAGGCACAGUGACCGAAGGAGGAGUAGAAGCAGAGAGAAGGGUAGAAGAGAUCAGAGGAGCAGAAGUAGGGAAAGACAAAGAAGGAGCAGGAGUAGAGAGAGACAAAGGCGGAGUAGAAGCAGAGAGAGAAGGAGAAGCAGAAGUAGAAGCAGAGACAGGCAAAGAAGAAGCAGAAGCAGAGAACAUGACAAGAGGAAAGAAAAGAGUAGACGUAGAAGAUAUAGCAGUAGCUCCAGCAGCACCGAUAGUGAAAGUGACAGCAGAAGCAGAAGUGGAAGUAGAAAUAGAGAAGAUAUGAGAAGACCUAAGGAGAGCCAAGAAGAUAGGGAAAGUGGAAUAAGGAAUAUCAAAGGUCUCUUAAAACCUCCAAGUGAUGAUUCUGUUCAUGGUAAACAUUCCACCAGUCUUGCUUCAAGGUUCCAGAAACCAGGGGAAGGAAACAGUUUUAGAAGUAUGGGCACAGCAUCAUCCAGCAGUUCUCGAGGUUGGCAGAAGAAACAAAAACCACAAGAGGAGAGUCAGAGGGAAAGAACUGCUAGUAGAAAGCCAGUUUCUUCUUCAUCGUCAUCCUCAUCUUCGAGCGAUUCUGAAGAGGAACCCCCACAAAGAGUUGAAAAUAUUCAAGAAAAAGAACAAGUAGAAGAAACUGUCACUGAAGGUCCAGCACCUCAAGCCAAAUUGUUGACGGACAAGGAAAUGAACGAGUUAGCAGCAAAAAUUAUGAAGGCAGAACUUAUUGGAAAUGAGCCGCAAGCAGCAAAACUCAAAAAGAAGCUGGAAGUAGCUCGUGCAGCCAGGGCCAGUGCCCCACAAGGAAGCAGGGAAGAUGACGAAGCCCAUACAAAGGAGGAGGUUGUUGUCCUGACGAGGAUGGAUGCCAGAGGUGUUUGUAGGCCCGUAUCAGGGUCAGUCGAAGAAGGUGACGGAAAGAGGAAAAAGAAGAUGAAAACUCACAACAAGGAUGGCCAGAGAACAAAAUAUUUCCCCGAUGACGAUCAGUAUGACCUCAAACGCAUGUUUGAGAAGGAGAAGGGUACCUCUGCUGCAGAUCAGAACUCGCUCUUUGAACGUUCAGCAAUGCAGAAUAGCGAGAAACUCAAUGAAGAGUAUGAUUUGGAUGACAUGUUUAUGAGUAAGGCUGUUCAAAAGGAGAGUUCUGCCAAACAAGCCGAAAGAGAUCGACAGAAGGCCAUUGAUGAGCACAAGCGUUCUGAGCGGUCGUUAGAAUCCUGCCAGUGGUGCUUUGACAAUAAGGAAAUGCCAAAGCAUUUGAUAGUAGCAUUAGGUAAAAAGGUAUAUGUCUGUUUGCCUCCCCACCAGUCUCUGACCCCCGGCCACUGCUUGAUUGUGCCAAUUCACCAUAUUGCUUGCUCUGUUCAAGCUGAUGAAGAUCUUUGGAGUGAAAUUCAGGACCUUAGGAAAUCUCUAGUCAGAAUGUUCAAUUCUCGGGACGAAGACUGCAUAUUCUUUGAGACAGUGAAACGGCUGAGAAAUUACCCACACAUGGUCAUCAACUGUGUGCCUCUGCCAAAAGAAACGGGUGAUAUGGCUCCCAUUUACUUUAAGAAAGCAAUUAUGGAGUGUGAAGCAGAGUGGGCACAAAACAAGAAAUUGGUUGACUUGAAGAACCGCAGCGUACGUUCAGCGGUGCCCAAAGGAUUGCCCUAUUUUUUUGUUGACUUUGCCAUGGAUCCUGGAUAUGCUCAUGUAAUUGAAGACGAGCAGGAUUUCCCGCAUAAUUUCGCUCAGGAAAUUGUUGGAGGGAUGUUAGACUUGGAGACUAACCUGUGGCGAAAACCACGCAAGGAGAAUUUCGAUCAACAGAGGAGGAAAGUAAUGGAGUUUAGUGGUUGGUACAAGGAAUUUGAUCCCACACAAGAUAAUUAAAUAUUUAUUGAUACAGUAUGUUUCUAUUUCUAUCACUAUUUUUCAGUGAUAAAACUUUUAUAAUAGGAGAAAUAAAAAUGGCUGAAU
This is a messenger RNA of Penaeus monodon (black tiger shrimp), 2916 nucleotides long. Its product is annotated as CWF19-like protein 2. Lineage: Eukaryota; Metazoa; Arthropoda; Malacostraca; Decapoda; Penaeidae. The transcript has 17 exons. The record is from RefSeq and is a predicted model, not a curated record. Gene Ontology annotation, cellular component: post-mRNA release spliceosomal complex. Bases 76 to 2829 code for a protein of 917 amino acids. Gene Ontology annotation, biological process: mRNA splicing, via spliceosome.